Messenger RNA from Lutzomyia longipalpis, 489 nucleotides. Its product is annotated as peptidyl-prolyl cis-trans isomerase NIMA-interacting 4. Gene Ontology annotation, biological process: rRNA processing. The transcript is spliced from 2 exons. The coding region runs from base 66 to 455 and encodes 129 amino acids. The record is from RefSeq and is a predicted model, not a curated record. Gene Ontology annotation, molecular function: DNA binding; peptidyl-prolyl cis-trans isomerase activity. Lineage: Eukaryota; Metazoa; Arthropoda; Insecta; Diptera; Psychodidae.
AUAACCUCACUUUAUAAAUAAAAAACAAACAACGCUGCAGUGCAGCCGUAAAAGAGUUCCCGGAAAUGCCCCCUAAAAAGGAUGGAAAUAAGGGAAAACAGGGUGGUAAAGGUGGCGGAAGUGGUGGUGAUGCAGAAAAAGGUGCAAAGGAGAAGAAAGGAGGAAAUUCGGUGAAAGUACGUCACAUCCUGUGUGAGAAACAGAGCAAAAUCCUCGAGGCAAUGGAGAAAUUGAAGGCUGGCCAGAAAUUUCCCGACGUAGCAGCAGCAUACAGUGAGGAUAAGGCACGUCAGGGUGGUGAUCUUGGUUGGCAAAUCCGCGGAAGUAUGGUUGGCCCCUUUCAAGAUGCUGCCUUUGCACUGCCCAUCUCCACAGUUGCUAAUCCCGUGUACACGGAUCCACCGAUAAAGACGAAAUUCGGCUACCACAUAAUCAUGGUUGAGGGUAAAAAAUAAAAGUUUUUUUUUUAUUACAAAUUUCAAUGGAAAA